Cajanus cajan (pigeon pea) is the source of this 1283-nucleotide messenger RNA. RefSeq names its product endonuclease III homolog 1, chloroplastic. The record is from RefSeq and is a predicted model, not a curated record. Gene Ontology annotation, molecular function: oxidized pyrimidine nucleobase lesion DNA N-glycosylase activity; DNA binding; 4 iron, 4 sulfur cluster binding. Gene Ontology annotation, biological process: base-excision repair, AP site formation; base-excision repair; nucleotide-excision repair. NCBI's taxonomy places the organism in Eukaryota, Viridiplantae, Streptophyta, Magnoliopsida, Fabales, Fabaceae. Gene Ontology annotation, cellular component: nucleus; chloroplast nucleoid.
UUUACCGCCAAUUAUAGUGUCCGAGAAUGUUGGCGGUUUCUUUGUUUGGUUUGGGACGAAUCGCGUUUGGCAAAACAACAAUAUCAAUAUGCUUUUCCUCCAAAACCAAUUCAGUGUCCCAAGUUCGAGUCUCUGCGAGUAAAAAAGGAGCCAACAAAAGCGUACAAUUUCAACAUGUAACCCAACCUCAAAUUGAAGACCACAAAGAGAUUCGAGGAUUUGCACCCACAGGACCAAGUGAAUUGGCUCAAAGUGGUGAGGCCCCUGCACAUUGGAAAGAGGUUCUUGAAGGGAUUCGCCUAAUGAGGAGUUCGGUAGACGAACAUGAACCGGUAGAUACUAUUGCACGUGACAAAGCUGGUGAUACUGUACCUCCUAAGGAAAGAAGAUUUUCUGUCCUGGCAUCUUCCCUUUUAUCGAGCCAAACUAAGGAGCAUGUUACUCGUGGAGCUACUCAACGUCUUCGUGAAAAUGGUAUGCUUACUGCUGAUGCAAUCAACAAAGCUGAUGAAGAAAUCAUCAAAAAGUUGAUUUAUCCUGUUGGAUUUUAUACAAGAAAAGCCAGUUACUUGAAGAAAAUUGCUAAUAUUUGUCUCGUGAAGUAUGAUGGAGACAUACCGAGCUCAAUUGAGGAACUACUCUUACUUCCAGGCGUAGGUCCUAAGAUCGCUCAUCUGGUUAUGAUUGUUGGAUGGAACAAUGUCCAAGGGAUAUGUGUGGAUACCCAUGUCCACCGCAUUUGCAAUCGCCUUGGAUGGGUUUCGAGAUCAGGCUCAAAACAGAAAACAUUGACACCAGAAGAAACAAGACAAGCGCUGCAAUGGUGGCUUCCGAAGGAAGAAUGGGUUCCUAUAAAUCCUCUUUUGGUAGGAUUUGGAAGAGCAAUUUGUACUCCUCUACGGCCUCACUGUGGACAGUGUAGUGUAAGUAGGUUCUGCCCAUCAGCGUUCAAGUAGACUUCAAGCCCGUCAUCCAAGUCCAAUAAGUUUACAUUCAACAAGACUUGAUCAAAGCUGAUCAACUUAUUACAAGGUUCUUGUUAGAAGAAUUUGACUCUUCUAGAUUCCUUACCAUAAAAUUCCUUACUUUCUUAGAAUUAGUUUAAGAGUGUGCUUACAUGAUAAUGAUGAUGGUAACAAAGAUAAUGCUAGCAGAGACCAUGUUGAUAAUAGUGUCAGUAUCAAUGGUAAUUGUAGUAGUAAUAUUGAUGACCAUAUUGUGGUAUGUGAUAAUAGUGAUGGUAGCAACAAUGCCAAUUGGAAUAAAAACCAUUUUACUCUUUA